AUGCCGGCCAUCGUGAACCUCCUGUUCAACACGGUGUCCACGAACACCACCAUCUCCUUCUCCCUGGUGCUGCCGCUGGUGAGCGUGCUGUCUCUGCUGGUGGGCGUCGGGGGCCACCUGCUGGUCUGGCUGGUCCUGAUGCAGAACCCGCGCCGCCGGUCCAAGCCCAGCUCGGUCCUGCUGCUGAACCUGAGCCUGGCGGACCUGGGCGCCCUGCUGACGCUGCCCUGCGUGCUGCUGAGCGCCAGCUCCCAGGGCUGGCAGCUAGGGGGCGCCAUCUGCGUGCUGCUGGGCUUCAUGACCUCCCUCACCGCCGGGGCGGACAUCUUCAGUCUCGCCGCGCUGUCCGUGCUGCGGUACCGCAUCGUCGCCCCGGCCAACCACCGCCCCGUCAGACCCAUACAGGUUGCGGGCACAGUGGCGGUGAUCUGGCUGGUCUCCGUGACGAUGGCCCUGCCGAAGGUGACGUACAUCCAGUUUGACGGCGGGUGCCGGUGGUCGGUGGACCAGGGCCAGUGGCUGGGCUUCCUGGUGCCGGCGUUCCUGGUGUACUACGUGGCCCCGCUGCUGUGCAUCGGGAUCAACUGCGGCCUGAUCGUCACGCACCUGCACGCCUGCCGCCUCAGCCUGUCCGCCACCCGCCGCAACAAGAAGGCCACGGCGCUGCUGAUCGGCUCCACGCUGGCCUUCGCCAUCAGCUGGCUGCCCUACUACGCGCUGGAGUUCGUCAACGUGCUGUCGCCCUACGUCAGCUCCGCCUCCUUCCCCCUGGGGCACCCCUACGCGGCCUGGGCCAAUCGGUCGCUGGCCCCGGCGCAGGCCCCGCCCCCGGGGGGCGUGACGCUGCUGUGGGAGCUGGCGUCUCUGAUCGCCAUCCUCCUGGUGUGCCUGGCGCCCUGCUGGAACCCGCCGCUCUACUUCCUGCUCUCCCGGCCCGCCCUCAGGCAGCUCCGCGCCCUCCUGCCGUCCCCCCGGCAACGCUGGGGCCCCGCCCGCAUCGCCCCGGCAACCGCCCCGCGCCACGCCCCCGCGGCGCCGAUGCCCUCCGUUCUGCCCGAGGGUGCAUGA
Conger conger (European conger) is the source of this 1068-nucleotide messenger RNA. RefSeq names its product somatostatin receptor type 3. Gene Ontology annotation, cellular component: membrane. The record is from RefSeq and is a predicted model, not a curated record. Gene Ontology annotation, molecular function: G protein-coupled receptor activity. NCBI's taxonomy places the organism in Eukaryota, Metazoa, Chordata, Actinopteri, Anguilliformes, Congridae. Gene Ontology annotation, biological process: G protein-coupled receptor signaling pathway. The coding region runs from base 1 to 1068 and encodes 355 amino acids. The transcript is spliced from 3 exons.